GCGCAUCAUCUCGAAUUCCGGCGCUGUUGAAGCUCCCAAGUAAACCACGGCUCUUGGUGCAAACCUCCGACACUACCUCUUAGAUCUCUAAGCAAGUUCUAUACUGAGGACGGGUGCGGCAUGCCUCGUUAGUGACGAUAGUGACAACUUCAGCAAUGGCGGAAACGACCCGCCCAGAGCCUGCCAGCAGGGCACCGAGAGGGACUACCUUGGCCUCGGGCACCUUCUCCGAGUUACCGACGAUACCUCAAGCCAAGGUAUUUGGACCGGCAACGCCUUUAGGUUCCGACAAAUUCGACUUCGCGCCCAAGUCGAGCAGCCCCCGCGGACAGAGCACGGCCGGGAACGAAGCUGCCGAUUAUUUGAAUGCUGCAGACUCUAAUGACAGAAUAUCCCCCCUUACCACCCCGGGCGGCGAGCACAAGCCGCCAGCCUUAAGACUCGAUGGGCAUCAGGAACCAGCAGUUGCGGUUGAGUCUGCCGAUCCGCCCUCGCCCGUCCUCGGCCGGAAAAGUGUACAGUUCACGCCCGAUGAUGGUGUCCAAGAUCCAGUACCAACCCACUCAAGGGCCGGAUCUUGGGACACGAGGGAGGCGCUGGGGAAGCUUCGCGGUUCAAGUUUGAUAACGAAGCUGAAAGACCUCACCGGGCCCACUGGAUCUCCGACUCCAAGAAUGGCCAGCACGCCUGCGGACCUGCCGUCAACGUCAAGCUCGCCUACAGCGCUUCGCCAGGCAAAUCGAGCCGCGCGUGCGGUGAAUGAGGGGAGCGAUGACGAUGCAGAUGCGGAAGAGACCGCUGAUGAGACCGCUGCGGGCAGUGGGAAAGGGAAACAGAAGAGGAGGAGGCGCAUGCGGAGGCUCAGGAUGGAGUCGUCAUACUCAGUGCCCAACACUCCUAAGAUCAGUGAAUUGGGGCCGGAAACGCCCGAUGCACAAAGCCGCCUUGCGUUUCUGAGACGUCCUCCUCUACCCGGCGUUGACGAUCACGGCUAUUCCGAAGGCGAAGGCCGCGACCGUCUGAGCAGAGAACGUGGACUGGGCUUCAGGAGGGGGGCAAACUGGACAGCUCGGCCGGGCGACGAGGGAGAGGAGGCGGACCGCCCUUCCGGUCUCCGCAUGGGCCAUCACUUCAGGCGUCUGUCCGCCCUUGGAGGUGGUGGCGGGGGCGGGGUGUCGGACGGGGAGGCCAUGAGCCCAAGGAGGCCCUUCUUUGGCACGGACAGAGCCUCGACCUUUGGCGUUCAGAAAUGGCGGCAGGUCAAGGGCGCGCUGAAACUCUUGCGCCAAAAAAAGGACGAGCAGUUCGACUUCUCCAAAUCCGCAGAGCUCAUGGCGGAGCUCUUCGGCGGAGCUCCGGCCGUCCUGAUGUUCGCAAGCAUGAUUCAGCGGGACGAACAUGGGAAUAAGAGGAUACCCGUUCUGCUCGAGCAGCUAAGGCUGCGGAUUAUCGACAGCGCUCCCGAUGCGGACAAGGAUAGCGAGAGACAUUGGAUCUUCACGAUGCAGCUCGAGUACGGCAGUGGUCCGAGUCAGAUGAAAUGGACCAUCAAACGGACCAUCAAGGAUAUCCUGAACUUGCAUUGGAAGUACAAGCUGGCUCUGGGCAACGAGGGCUUUCCGUCUUCCAAGAGCGCCGAACAUGGCGCCAAGCGGCCUAAGCAGCCUCGCUUCCCCUUGUCCGCCUUCCCAUAUCUCCGUGGCGUCCGAGGCUUGGACGACAACGACGAGGAGGAUCUCGGCAAUGAAAUGCGUCCUGACGGGCGCAUCGCCGAGGAAACCGCUGGCGAAGGCACCGCUGGCGAAGCAACGGUCCAAGAAGCGACCGACGCUGAAGACCGGCCUGCCAUGCGCAAAAAGAAGUCCCGCAUGGCCUACCUUGGUGGCCUCCGAAAGCCCUCGACGCUAGGUUCGAACGCCGAUCUCAGCCAGGUUGCCGCGGACGCUGUUGCCCAGAAAAGGAGAUAUGUUGAGCGGCAGCAGAGGAUGUUGGAAAAGUAUCUCCAGGACAUGAUCCGCUGGCUGAUGUUCCGGGCCGACAGCAACCGCUUGUGCCGCUUCCUCGAGCUGUCGGCUCUUGGCGUCCGGCUGGCUGCUGAGGGCAGCUACCACGGGAAGGAAUGUUACCUUCACAUUCAGUCGUCCAAGGGCCUCGACUUUCGCCGGGUGCUCACACCGGGCAAGGUAAUUGCCAGGCAUACCCGCAAGUGGUUCCUAGUCCGGCAGAGUUACAUUGUCUGCGUUGAGUCUCCCGAGAACAUGAACAUCUACGAUGUCUACCUCGUCGAUUCGAAAUUCCAGAUCAAGACCAAGCACAAAGACAAGCACCGUGCCUCCAAAAGCCGGGACCAUGACGAGGAUAUCGAAAACCUCGACCCGUCUGCUCGUCGGCACAGCGACAAGCACCACACCAUCAAGAUCCUCACGUCGGAGCGCAAGGUGAAGCUUUUCUCGCCCAACCAACACCUCAUAGCACAGUUUGAGGAGUCCAUCCUGGAGAUGUUGAAGAACACGCCCUGGCACCUCGAGAAUCGGUUUGGCAGCUUUGCCCCCGUCCGGACCGGUGUGCACGCACAGUGGCUGGUGGACGGCCGGGACUACAUGUGGAACGUGUCUCGUGCAAUCAGCAUGGCAAAGGACGUCAUCUACAUCCACGACUGGUGGUUGAGUCCCGAGCUGUACAUGAGGCGGCCGGCUUGCAUCAGCCAGAAGUGGCGGCUCGACCGGCUCCUUCAGCGGAAGGCCGCCGAGGGCGUCAAGGUCUUCGUCAUCGUCUACCGCAACGUCGAGGCGGCCAUUCCCAUCGAUUCCGAAUACACCAAGUUCUCGCUUCUCAACCUUCACCCCAACAUCUUUAUCCAGCGGUCGCCGCACCAGUUCAAGAAGAACCAGUUCUUCUUCGCGCACCAUGAAAAGCUCUGCAUUGUGGAUCAUGACAUUGCUUUCAUCGGCGGCAUCGACUUGUGUUUCGGCCGGUGGGACACGCCGAAGCACCCGGUGGUGGACGACAAGCCCACCGGCUUCGAGCCCCAGGACGACCCCAGGGACGCUGAGCAUUGCCAGCUGUUCCCUGGAAAGGACUAUUCCAAUCCCAGAGUGCUGGACUUCUUCAGGCUCAACGAACCAUACGAGGAGAUGUACGACAGGUCCAUGACGCCACGCAUGCCCUGGCACGAUAUCGCCAUGCAGGUCGUGGGCCAGCCGGCGCGAGACCUCACUCGCCACUUUGUUCAGAGGUGGAAUUACGUUCGGCGUGGACGCAAGCCGACCCGACCAACGCCGUUCCUGCUGCCUCCGCCGGACUGUAAGCAGGAGGAGCUGGAGGCCAUGGGCUUGAGCGGCACCUGCGAAGUACAGAUCCUGCGCUCUGCCACGACCUGGUCGCUGGGCAUUGAGGACACUGAGCACAGUAUCCAGUCGGCAUACAUCAAGAUGAUCGAGAACUCGGACCACUUUGUGUAUAUGGAGAACCAAUUCUUCAUCACCAGCACCGAGACGCUAAACACCAAGGUGAUGAAUGGCAUUGGUGACGCUCUGGUCCGGCGCAUCAUGCGGGCCCACGAGAACGACGAGGACUGGCGCGCUGUUAUCGUCAUCCCGCUGAUGCCCGGUUUCCAGAACGAGGUGGACGAGCCGGAUGGCUCCAGUGUGCGGCUUAUCCUACAGUUCCAGUACCGCAGCAUCUGCCGCGGGGAGCAUUCGAUCUUUGGGCGCCUGCGGGCCGCCGGCAUUGAGCCGGAGAACUACAUCCAGUUCUUCAGUCUGCGGCAAUGGGGCAAGCUCAGCAAUGGCGUGCUGACCACGGAGCAAUUGUACAUACACGCCAAAUGCAUUAUUGUUGAUGACCGUAUCGCUCUGAUCGGAUCGGCGAACAUCAACGAGCGCUCCAUGCUGGGCAGUCGCGACUCCGAGACGGCCGCUAUUGUCCGCGACACAGACCUGAUCUGGUCGACCAUGGCCGGGCGCCCGUACCAGGUCGGCCGGUUCGCCCAUACACUGCGCCUCCGUCUGAUGAGAGAGCACUUGGGCCUGGAUGUGGACGAGAUUAUCGAAGAGGAGCGGCAGGCCGACGUCGACCGCGAAGAGCAGUUCAAGGCGGAGAUGGAUGGUAUCUACGACGACGAUCUGGACCCGUCACCCCCGGCCGAGGGCUCAAGCCGCCCGAGGUCCUCCUUCGUCGAACCGCCCAAGACUCCAACGCUACCUUCUGGGUCCCAGAGCGUCAACCACGAGCUCGACGGGGAAGAGCCUCGCCGUCGGAGGCGUACUCUCUCCAGGAGCUCCAAGGACAAAGGCGGCCCCGCCGAACCAUCAACCGAGAAGAGUGAAGGGGCAGCGGAUCGUUCUGACGCUGAUCACUGCAAGGUGGGCCAGGAGCAUAAGAUCGACCAUGGGAGGGACACUGUCAUUGUUCAUGAUCGUGAAUUCCUGGUCCACGACGUCUCGGCGGAGGGGAAGGGCACAAUUGACCACCCGAAGGACCCGCACACUCUGCGUCGUUCGUCUAGCAACGUGACUCCCGAGGGCUCUGGCGGCUAUGACGGCAUCCCGCCAAUGCCGCCGUUCGACAGGCGCACGACGGAGCAGCUCGGACUGCCACGUCCCAACCAGUUGCCAACGCUGCCCAUCAUUGACGACACUGAUAUUGGCGGUCCGCGGGUCCGCCGUGAUUCAGCGGGAAGGCCGACGCAUAGCACCUCCGCCUCGUUGCCCCUCGAUAUCAAGCUGGCUGACAUCGACAAGGAUUGCAUGCGUGACCCUCUCAACCCGUCCUUCUACGAUGACGUCUGGUGCCGUGCUGCGGAGAACAACACGAAGAUCUACCGGCGCGUCUUCCGAUGCAUGCCGGAUUCAGAGGUGACCAAUUGGGCCGAGUACAAGGAGUUCGAGAGCUAUAACCGGCGCUUCAAGGCGAGCAUGGACGGAAAGCCGUCCAGCGAGGAUGGCGAAAAGCCUGGGCCGGCUGCCCAAGCCGCCGCGGGCGCGGGCAUCGGUGCACCGGGUCCAGCAGCUUCUACCACGGCUGCCGCGCCUGAGAAGCUGGAGUCUGCGGCCAAAGCUGCGGCUGGAAAGAUUGUUGCUGCUGGAGAUUGCGCUGCGGACGAGAAACGGGCGCUGGCUGAUGAGCUGGGCAGGGGUGAGGUCCCGCAGCCCGAUACAACUCGCAACCCGGAGAAGCACGAGUACGCAAUCAACUCAAGCCGCGACACGCUCCACACAACGGAUACUAACGGGCGCCUCGGCCUGAGACCGGACGGUAACAAAGAACGGCGUCCCACUUUUUCCAGCCAGGAGAAGCCUCCACCAACCAGUGUCAGCACACACUCCGGGAAUGACCCGUCCGCAGCAACCAGCAACCAUGACGGGCAGGCCACCGGCGUCAAGCCUGCGGGCUCGCAGAAGCGGCGGCGGCGAGCCACCACUAGGGGCAGCCGGCCCCGCUUCAGCGUCGCGGAGGAGUUGCUUUCCAAGGCCGAGGCCGAGGAGCUGCUGAACCUGACCCAGGGGCCGCUAGUGCAGUUCCCGUAUGAUUGGCUGGUGGUGGAAGAAGCGAACGGGAACUGGUUGUUCCAGGUUGAUCAGGUGGCGCCCUUGGCUAUCUACAACUGAGCAUGCCUCUGGCAUAUUAUUUCUACCAGCGCCGGGGGUUGGUACUAAUCGUCGGAUGACGUCAGAGAAAGAGAGAGAGAGCUCGGGGUGGUUACAUUUUGCGUGCUUGUUUGGAGUAGUUGCCGGGCGUUUUAUGGUGCAUAUCGUUUUCGGGGGUUAUUACUCCAUGCUCCACCAGUCCAGCAUUUGCCGGCGCAGCGGUUUCCUCUGUCCACUU
Chaetomium strumarium is the source of this 5826-nucleotide messenger RNA. RefSeq lists its product as uncharacterized. Gene Ontology annotation, cellular component: intracellular membrane-bounded organelle. The record is from RefSeq and is a predicted model, not a curated record. Gene Ontology annotation, biological process: phospholipid catabolic process. Bases 156 to 5609 code for a protein of 1817 amino acids. Lineage: Eukaryota; Fungi; Ascomycota; Sordariomycetes; Sordariales; Chaetomiaceae. The transcript is spliced from 2 exons. Gene Ontology annotation, molecular function: D-type glycerophospholipase activity.